AUGGUUUUAAUUAAAGAAUUUAGAAUUCCAUUACCACUUACAGUUGAAGAAUAUAAAGUAGCACAACUUUUUAUGGUUGCAACAAUAAGUAAAAAGAAUACAUCUUUGGGUGAAGGUAUUGAAGUCAUAGAGAAUAAACCAUACGCAGACGGUGCAACAACUGGUUUCUUUACACGUAAAAUUUUUCAUUUAGGUGGUAGAUUACCAACCUGGUUAAGAUCAUUCGCUCCAACUUCAUUACAAAUUGAAGAGAAAGCUUGGAAUGCAUAUCCAUAUUGUAAAACAAGUUAUGCUUGUCCUUUAUUGGGUGAUAGAUUUUCAGUAUCAAUCGAAACUAGAUAUGAACCAGAUUCAGGUACACAAGACAAUUGUUUAAAUUUAAAUAGUGAAGAAUUAAGUAUUAGAGAGGUAGAACAUAUUGAUAUUGUAAAUGAUCCAAUCGACGAAGCACAUUAUAAACCAGAAGAAGAUCCAAAAAUAUUUCAAUCUGUAAAAACUGGUAGAGGAAAAUUACAAAAUGAUUGGAUGAAAUCGACAAAACCAAUUAUGUGUUGUUAUAAAGUUUGUAAAGUAGAAUUUAGAUGUUGGGGUGUUCAAAAUAAAGUAGAGAAUUUUAUUCAAAGAGUUGCACUUAGAGAUACUUUUUUUAUGGGUCAUAGACAGAUAUUCUGUUGGAUUGAUCAAUGGUUUGAUAUGGAUAUGGAAAGUUUAAGAGAAUUUGAAAAGAAAACAAAUGAAGAGAUGAAGGCUCAAUUUCAUAAUAAUAAUAAUAAUAAUAGUAAUAAUAGUAAUAAUAAUAAUAAUAAUAAUACGCAACCUCAAAGAUCUUCCUUUUUUAGUAGAAGUACAGAUGGUAACAAAUAA
Dictyostelium discoideum AX4 is the source of this 864-nucleotide messenger RNA. RefSeq names its product phosphatidylinositol transfer protein (gene pitC). Gene Ontology annotation, biological process: intermembrane lipid transfer. The coding region runs from base 1 to 864 and encodes 287 amino acids. The record is from RefSeq and is a predicted model, not a curated record. The transcript has 4 exons. NCBI's taxonomy places the organism in Eukaryota, Evosea, Eumycetozoa, Dictyosteliales, Dictyosteliaceae.